Dermacentor silvarum is the source of this 1425-nucleotide messenger RNA. RefSeq names its product E3 ubiquitin-protein transferase RMND5B (gene Sou). NCBI's taxonomy places the organism in Eukaryota, Metazoa, Arthropoda, Arachnida, Ixodida, Ixodidae. Gene Ontology annotation, cellular component: GID complex; nucleus; cytoplasm. Gene Ontology annotation, molecular function: ubiquitin protein ligase activity; protein binding. The record is from RefSeq and is a predicted model, not a curated record. The transcript is spliced from 3 exons. The coding region runs from base 237 to 1391 and encodes 384 amino acids. Gene Ontology annotation, biological process: proteasome-mediated ubiquitin-dependent protein catabolic process.
CUGCAAUCGACAUCGACAAGUCAGCUGAGAGGCUGUAAACCUGUAAGCUUUGCUGUAACUAUCGCAUCCAACCGUUCCUGUAGUUCUACGUCCCGAUGUCUGCAAUGUUUUUGCAAGUGUACUCUUCAUGCUUUUAAAAGAAUGACAGCACUGUGUAUAUAGCGCAGUUACCGUCUUCUGCACAGGCAUAGUCGUAGCAGGCACUGCAUUCAGCAGCGCUGCUCUACUGAGUCACGAUGGAGUCGUGCUUGGCUGUUGAGCGUGAAGUUGACAAAGUUCUUAGUAAAUUUGGCACUCUAAGUGAACACACGAAAGCCACGCUGAGUGAGUUGAUAGCUUACGUGCAAGAAAUGUACCGAGAGCUUGGCGAAGUACCUGCAGACGCUGACGUGACGACUUCGCAUGGCAUAGCCCUCACACAAUGCGCUCAAAAAAUCAAAGACUUAAGCAGUUCACUGGCGACAGAGCACCGAGAUCUGCACGGAACGGUGUCCAAAGUUGGCAAAGCUAUAGACAAGAACUUCGUGCCUGACUUCUGGGCCACAAGCAGCGAGGAGGUGUUUGAUGGAAGUGACAAGAAGACGGCGCUCAACCAGGUGAUCGCGGAGCACCUGCUGCGCCAGGGCAUGCUGGACAUCGCCGAAGAGCUGUCGCGCGAGGCGCGUCUUGAGUCUGCCCAGAAGGAGCCAUUUGCGGAGCUCAACAACGUGCUAGACGCGCUGAAGCGGCGUGACCUGGGCCCCGCGCUGGCUUGGGUGGCACAGCACGAACUCCAGGGCACAGCUCUGCACUUCCAGCUGCACCGGCUUCACCUGGUGGGGCUGCUGCAGCGCGGAGCGGCGGCCGAGGCGAUCGCGUACGCCCGCGCCCACCUCGCGCCGUUGGCACGGCAGCACGAGCGCGAUUUGCAAGUUCUGAUGGGUAGCUUGGCUUUUCUGCGGGUGCCCGGCGGCCUGGCGCGAUCGCCGUACGCCUUUUUGCUUGAGCCGGCGUUGUGGAGCGAUACAUGCGAGGCGUUCACGCGCGACGCCUGCGCGCUUCUUGGCCUGUCGGUGCGCAGCCCAUUGGCCGUUUGUGUCGAGGCGGGCAGCUUGGCCCUGCCCGCACUGCUCAACAUCAAGCAGGUCAUGAUGCAGCGCCAGGUGGCCGGCGUCUGGAGCACGCGCGACGAACUCCCGAUCGAGAUCCGGCUGGGUUGUCAGUUCCACUCAGUGUUCGCCUGCCCCAUACUGCGCCAACAGAGCAGUGACGCCAACCCGCCCAUGAGGCUUGUCUGUGGGCACGUUAUCUCGCGCGACGCCCUCCACAAGCUGGCCAGUGGCAGCAAGCUCAAGUGUCCCUACUGCCCUGUGGAACAGAACCCUACUGAUGCUCGGCUUAUCCACUUCUGAGCCUAUCUGUGUAAAAUAAACUGUAUCAAAUCUA